GCUCUGUUUCCGAAUCAGAUCCCUGUUAUAUCUGAUAGUGGGCCCAGCUUUCGAGCAUCCAUCAUUGAGCGGUUGACAUGUCUUGGGCUUCAUCAGAAGGCGUUGUUACACACCAAGUAGAAUCCUUCCAGGCUGUGAACCUGUGGAGAAGGUCUCUUUGAAAAGCUCAGCACCCUGCAACUCCAGUAACAAAAUUCGACUGACAAGAUAUCAUAAGCGCGCGGGCAUUUUGUCAUCGUGAGCUAUAUCAGCUUCCGUAUGCACUGAACCAAACAUUAGCUGCUAUUAGAGAUCUAAGAUUCUGUUCCUGGAUCUUCAAGCCUUUGUGCGUACAAAAGUUUCAGGAAAGCAGGCUUUUACUGAAGAAGCUGAUCGCUCUACAGGCGGGUCAGAACUUCAGAUGAGUUCUCUGAGAUCGACGGAAGACAUCCAUCUCCGAAACUGCUGAAGUAAUGCUUCGGAGCCGAUAGCUUUCGAGAAUCUCUACCGAGCUCGGGAUUGAAAGUUGCACGGUUCGAUCUACUAAUUUGGCAAACGUCAGAAAUUUAGCUUACUUCGAAAGGGAGUUCCUUUCGAGUUCUGCAGCAGCCAUUGAGUUCCAACAUGGGGAAUUUGUACAGUCGCAGUCCAGAUCCGGUAAUGUAUAUAAGCUCCCCUCGUAUGAUGGACGGGGCUCCUUUGAAGCAGGGCUGCCUUUCCAUGACCCGGUGGCAAAGCAUUAACCUCAGAGGUUUGGAGGAAGCCCGCACUCACAAAGACGAGAAAAUCACGUAUGACUUGUCCAUCCGAAAUCUUCAAUACAAGGUCCAGGUGAAGGAAAAAGGCGGAGCCACGAAAGAUAAGGUCCUGCUCAACAACAUCAGCGCCAAGGCGAACCAUGGAGAGGUUCUGGCUAUAGCAGGCCCUUCAGGGUCAUCUAAGUCCACUCUGUUAGAUGCCCUUGCUGGGCGGAUCGACAGGAGGAGCCUCAGAGGUUCAAUUCUUGUGAAUGGAAUGCCAAUUGAUCAAACCUUCAGGCGUGUAUCCGGUUAUGUAAUGCAAGAUGAUGCUUUGUACCCUGUGUUGACUGUCCGAGAAACAUUAAUGUUCAGUGCCAGGCUGCGCUUGCCAUCCACCUGGACGGAUGACCAAAGGAUGGCGCGUGUAGAAAUCAUUCUGGCAGAGCUCGGCCUCCAACCUUGCGCCGACCUGGUGAUUGGCGAUGAUUUGGUUCGAGGUGUUUCUCGUGGGGAGAAGAGGCGCGUUUCCAUAGCUGUGGAUCUUAUGCAUGAUCCUGCUGUGCUGUUCCUGGAUAAACCCACGACAGGGCUGGAUAGUUUUUCGGCAUUUCAAGUGAUGCAGAAGCUGCAUACAUUAGCUGAAGUUCACAACCGAACGGUGAUCAUCACCAUCCAUCAGCCCAAUCAUUCGAUUCUUGAACUAAUCCACAACACGCUUCUUCUGAUCCAAGGAAACGUCAUCUUCAGUGGGCAUCACUCGGGCUUGGUCAAUUACUUCAGCGACAUUGGCUACAAUAUGCCUGAAUAUGUCAAUCCGCUGGAAUACGCCUUGGACACGAUGCAGAAAGUGAAGACCUCUUCUGUCGGUGUAACACAGCUUCUGGAGCUCAAGGUGGUGAAGGAGAAGGAGAAGAUCAUGGACGGACAAGCAGCUAGGGAACUAGAUGCAGAAGCCACAGCUUCGUCACGUGAUCUCGACGAUGAUAUAAAUAUGACUUUCGCCACAUCCUUCCGCUCCGAACUCUAUGUGCUUGGCGAGCGUAAUGUCAAGCUCAUUCUGCGAACGAGGCCCCUAUUUUUUGCAAGAAUGGCAGUCUUGGUUGUGGGAGGACUCGUGACUUCGACAUUCUUUCGCACGUUGUCGUACGACAUGGAAGGCGUGACGAAGCGAUUGUCGAUGACGGCCUUCCUGCUGGCUUACUGCUCGUUCACCUCGACGCAAGUGCUGCCGAUCUUCCUGCAGGAGCGCAGCAUAUUCAUCCGGGAAGCGUCGAGGGGGGCUUACCGUCCAGUAUCCUUCGUCUUGUGCCAGAUUCUGGCCCACCUGCCGUUCCUCUUCGUGCAAGCGCUGGCCUUCUCGAUCCUCACCUACUUCAUCGCCGGGUGGGCCAACAACGUCGGAGCCGUGGGCUACUACGUGUGGAUGUGGUUCCUGGUGCUCAUCCUGGCGCAGUCGAUGGCGGCUUGCUGCGCAGGAUGGAUUCCUAACAUCAUCAUUUGCCAAGCCGUUCUCUCGGCCACCUUGUCCUUCUUCAUGCUCUUCUCGGGCUUCUUCCUCCGCAAAGAUGCGAUUCCCAAGGGAUGGCUAUGGUUGCACUACCUUUCGGGUUUCAAGUAUCCUUAUGAAGGUUUGUUGGUGAAUGAGUUUACCUCGUUGUGGAACACAAAUUGGGGCGACGACCAGACGAACGUUAACUUCUAUCAAGUUCUUGAGAAAUACGAUCUCGAACAUGUGAGUCUAGUGAAUAGCGUAUUUGUGAUGACUUUCUUCAUAAUUUUUUAUAGAGGUUUGUAUUAUUUAGCCUUCGUGAAGAGUGCAAGGGAUGUCCGAAAGUGAGUGUAAAUGAACCCCGAACAUCUUUCCCCACCCUUGACAACAAGGACGGUUCGAGGCCCACAUGAGGUUGAGCCCUUUGUGUUUGAAGGUACGCCAACACAUUUGUUAUUCAUUGAAAUGUCCCGUGGACUCAUUCAUGUACCAUCGUCGCUUGACUUCAACAUGC
Molecule: messenger RNA, 2722 nt
Organism: Marchantia polymorpha subsp. ruderalis
Lineage: Eukaryota; Viridiplantae; Streptophyta; Marchantiopsida; Marchantiales; Marchantiaceae
Source: the annotation of a GenBank genome assembly